Peromyscus leucopus (white-footed mouse) is the source of this 2543-nucleotide messenger RNA. RefSeq names its product zinc finger protein 54-like. Bases 355 to 2337 code for a protein of 660 amino acids. The record is from RefSeq and is a predicted model, not a curated record. NCBI's taxonomy places the organism in Eukaryota, Metazoa, Chordata, Mammalia, Rodentia, Cricetidae. Gene Ontology annotation, biological process: regulation of DNA-templated transcription. The transcript is spliced from 4 exons.
GGGUUGGAGGACUAACAUAAACGGAAGCUGGGACACUCUGUGAGCCUGGAGAAGUUGGAAGGAGCCAAAGUCAGCAGUACUGAGGGUCCAUUCCCGGUUUUUGCUGUACUGUGGAGAAUCCCGUGGUGCAGACCUGGGUGCGGAGGACACGGCGGGGUGUCGCGGGGACCUGAAAUCUCCCCGGAGCCGCAGUCGUCGCGCGGGGCGGCCUGGGAAAGUCACCAGUCAGCAGCGCAGUGGCGGGAACCGCAGCCCGGCGGCCCUGGAACCUCCCAGACCCCUUGAUUUGAAAGGGAAGCAACCAUCUCUUCAUUGUUCCUGAAAGAGAAACUCAAAGAAGAGAAACAGUUAGAAAUGGCUGAUUCUCCAGUAAACAUGUUGCAGAACCUGUUGACAUUCCGGGAUGUGACUAUUGACUUCCCCCAGGAGGAGUGGGAAUGCCUGGACUCUGCUCAGAGGGCUUUGUACAUUGAUGUGAUGGUGGAGAAUUACAACAACCUGGUCUUUGUGGAGAACUAUUGCAAAUGUGAUCCUGUCCAUCAACAUGUGAAGACUGAAAAGGAGUCUUAUCAGUGUAAUGAACUUGGCAAGGUGCUUCAUGACCCAUCCAUAUGUGCACUUUAUAAAACAAGUGAAACUACAGAAAACUCUAAUAACUCAAGAUACAGUAAUCACAGGGAUGCCUCUAUUGACUCAUCAAAUUCAGAUAGAUAUGAAAGCAUGCACACUGGAGAAGAACCUUGCAGGUUAAAAAACUAUGAGAAAUCCUUAAAUUUGUAUUCCAACAUUGCUCAAGAUCAGAGACUCUACACUGCAAAGAAAGAGCACAGGCAGGGAGAAUAUGAUGACUAUAUCUGCUCUUCAUACAACUUUUUGCAAAAAAACCCAGUCUACAUUGGUGAGAAACCAUACCAUUGGGGGGAAUGUGGGAAAUGCUUCAGUACUGCCUCAGGCCUCACGGAACAUGAGAGAAUUCAUACUGGAAUUAAACCCUACAAGUGCAACGUUUGUGAAAAAUCCUUUAACCAGAGUUCAGGUCUUCAAAUACAUCAAAGACUUCUUACUGGGGAGAAACCUUACAAAUUCGAAGAAUUAGGAAAGUCAUUUCGUCAGUUGUCAGCACUUAAAAGCUACCAGAAAAGGCAUACAGGAGAGAAACCUUACAAAUGUAAGGAAUGUGACAAAUCCUUUGCCCACUCUUCUACUCUAAAGAAACAUCAGAAAAUGCAUACUGCUGGGAGACAUUAUACUUAUCAAGAAUGUGGCAAGGUCUUUCAUCAGCUUUCACAUUUUAGAAGGCAUUACAGACUCAAUGGAGAGAAGCUUUACAAGUGCAGUGACUGUGACAGAUCCUUCCCUAAAUUAUCACUUCUUAACAGGCAUUACAUAAUCCAUUCUGGUGAAAAACCUUACCAAUGUGAGGUAUGUGACAAAUCCUUUACCUUGAACUCAACCCUUAGAAGACAUCAGAAAAUUCAUACUGGGGAGAAACCUUACAAAUGUAUGGAAUGUGAUAAGUCCUUUAACCGGGACUCACAUCUUAAAAUACAUCAGAGAGUUCAUACUGGAGAGAGACCUUACAGUUGUCAGGAAUGUGACAAAUCUUUUGCCCAAUCUUCUGGUUUAAGGACACAUCAGAAAAUUCAUACUGGAGAGAAACUUCACAAAUGCAAAGACUGUGACAUGUCCUAUAUCCAUAUUGCAAGUCUUAAAAUACAUCAGAGAGUUCAUACUGGAGAGAGACCUUACAGUUGUAAGGAAUGUGACAAAUCCUUUACCAGUUGCUCACAUCUUAAAAGACAUCAGAGUGUUCAUACUGGGGAGAAACCUUACAAAUGUAUGGUAUGUGACAGGUCUUAUACUAGCUGCUCAUAUCUUAGAGAACAUCAGAAAAGUCAUACUGGAGAGAAACUUCACAAAUGCAAAGACUGUGACAUAUCCUUUAUCCAUAUAGUAAGUCUUAGAAAACAUCAGAGAGUUCAUACUGGAGAGAGACCUUACAGAUGUAAGGAAUGUGACAAAUCCUUUGCCAAUUGCUCAGAUCUUACAAGACACCGGAGAGUUCAUACUGGGGAGAAACCUUACAAAUGUAUGGAAUGUGACAAGUCCUUUACCCUUCGAGCAAAUCUUAGAAGACAUCUGAGUGUUCACACUGGGGGGAAACUUUACAAACGUAUGGAAUACGAGAAGUCCUUUACCCAUGACUCAAGUCUUAGAAAAUAUCAGAGAGUUAAUACUGGAGAGAGACGUUACAGUUGUCAGGAAUGUGACAAAUCUUUUGCCUACUCUUCUGGUUUAUGGAGACAUCAGAAAAUCCAUAAUGGAGAGAAAAAAUAAAAAUGCAAAAACUGAUGCAUCCUUUAUCCAUAUUUUGAAGCUUAGGAAAUAUUAGAAAAUUCAUACUUUAGAGAAACAUACAAGUCACAACAGUAUACCAAAUGGAAACAGCAAGAUAAGAAACUUGUGAAAGUCAUUGAAGUUUUAAAUUUUAAAAAAAAUCCUAGAGUUUAUAUUAAAAUAAAAUUCUGCAAUGUAAAUGGAAA